AUGGAGAAUAAGAAUUUAUUUCAAACUAUAUUUAGACAAAAUCAUAUAUUAAAAAAAAUUUUAUGUUAUUUACCCAUUAAAGAUAGUAAUAAUUUAAGUUUGACUUGUAAAAGUUGUCUUGAAUUGACAAAAGCAACAAAAAAAGAAGGAAUAAUAUAUUAUUGGGAUGAGUAUAUAUUAUUUUGUACUGUAGAUUCUGAAACAGAAAUUGAGGUAUCAGAAAUAAAUCCAAGAGAUGAUUUUUAUAGUGACUAUCCAUAUGACAUAAGGGAAAUGAAAAAAUUAAAAAUAGUCAUUAUUUUAAGAAAAACAACCACAUCAAAAGAAAUAAUGAAAGCAAUUAGUAAAAAAAUAAAUGAAAUAUUAAAAACAAAUCCAUAUAUUCAACAAUUUUCUUUUCAUUUCUCGGAUCCUUCUGAUGGUUUAUUUGCUGAGUAUCUUGUUAAAGAAAUUAAAAGUAAAAAUAUAACUGAAUUAGAAGUAUCAAUUUUAUAUAACUUUUGGUCAAUAACAACUGAAAGGAAUAUUUUUAAUAAUAUGAUAAAUCUUAAAAAAAUUAAAAUAUCUCUUCAAAAUUCUAUUAUCACUGGUAUUGAUAGAAAAUUAAUUGAUACUGCAAGUUUGAUUGAUGGUGUUAUUCUUGAAGUAAAUUUUAAUAAUGUUAACAUUAAUUUUGAUAAUUUUGAUGUUUCAAUUCAAAAUGAAGAUUGUGUUUUGUCAUACAUUAUACGUAAAAAUAUUAAUCUAUCAAUAACAGGAACAUAUUAUAAAUUAUUAAAUUUAAAUUGUUUUUUAAAAAGUUUUACAAACUCAAAUUUUAGUUUGUUACAUGGAUUACGUUUUGAUGUCACAUCAAUUGAUAGUUUACGUGAAUUUGGACAAUUUUUACCAUAUAUGUUAAAUCUUCAAUGGUUAGGAAUAUAUUUUGAUAUAGAUAAUUUCAACCAACAAUUAAAUAAUAAUACUUCUAUUGAUGAAAAUUUUUAUAAAUCUUUUAAACAUCUUCAUAAAUUAAAAACAAUUAAAAUUACAAUGGAAUCAAAAAUAAAUUAUAGUGAAGAAUGUAGUGAUUUUGUAAAUGAAAAUAAUUUAGAAACUAUUAAAGAAAUACAAAAUUAUCAUAUUGUUAAAGAUAAUUGUCAAAAAGAAUUAUUUCAUUUAUUAAAAAAUGCUCCAGAUAUAGUGGAAAAUUUAUAUAUUUAUGGAAUACCUAAAUUAACUUGUAAAAUGUCAUCACUAUUAAAUAAUUAUUUUCCAAAUUUAAAUUUAUUGUUUUUGAAAAAAAUUCCUAAUGCAGAAAAUGAAUGUUUAAAUAAUUUUAAGAAUCUUAAAAUUUAUGUAUCAUAUAUCAUGGAUAAUAUUACGUUACCAGAAAGUAUAAAGAUUGUUAUGAUAUGUAAUAAUUUUGAAUGGAAUUAUGGAGGUAUUCAUAGAAUAUUUGUCAAAGAUAUCAAAAAUAUUAAAAUAAGUGAUAAAAUUUUAAAGUAUUAUAGAAAUUUAAAUAAAUUUAAAAAAGAGUACACUGUUGAUGGAGUACUUAAAGGAAAACUUUUCUUUAAUUACUUUCAUGAUUAUUAUGAUAUUAAAAAUCACUUUUAUAAUAUUUUAGAAAUGAUUUGA
Messenger RNA from Strongyloides ratti, 1620 nucleotides. RefSeq lists its product as hypothetical. NCBI's taxonomy places the organism in Eukaryota, Metazoa, Nematoda, Chromadorea, Rhabditida, Strongyloididae. Gene Ontology annotation, molecular function: protein binding. The record is from RefSeq and is a predicted model, not a curated record. Bases 1 to 1620 code for a protein of 539 amino acids. The transcript has a single exon.